Messenger RNA from Mauremys reevesii (Reeves's turtle), 1360 nucleotides. RefSeq names its product solute carrier family 35 member D3 (gene SLC35D3). The coding region runs from base 1 to 1248 and encodes 415 amino acids. The transcript is spliced from 2 exons. Gene Ontology annotation, cellular component: Golgi apparatus. The record is from RefSeq and is a predicted model, not a curated record. NCBI's taxonomy places the organism in Eukaryota, Metazoa, Chordata, Testudines, Geoemydidae. Gene Ontology annotation, molecular function: antiporter activity.
AUGCGGCUGUGCCAGGGCCGCGCGCUGGGCAUCGGGGUGGCGGUGGCCCACGGGCUCUUCUCGGGCUCGCUGAACAUCCUGCUCAAGUUCCUCCUCAGCCGCUACCACUUCGCCUUCCUGACGCUGCUGCAGUGCCUGAGCAGCGCGCUGGCCGCCCUCAGCCUGGCGCUGCUGCGGCGCCUGGGGCUGGUGGCCCUGCCCCCCUUCGGGCUCAGCCUGGCGCGCCCCUUCGCGGCCGUGGCCGCGCUCUCCACGCUGCAGUCCAGCCUCACCCUGUGGGCGCUGCGCGGGCUCAGCCUGCCCAUGUACGUGGUGUUCAAGCGCUGCCUGCCCCUGGCCACGCUGCUGCUGGGCGUCCUGGUGCUCAAGAACGGCGGCCCCUCGGCCGGGGUGCUGGGCGCCGUGCUCGUCACCACCUGCGGGGCAGCGCUGGCAGGAGCUGGUGACCUGACUGGUGACCCCAUAGGGUAUGUGACAGGAGCGCUGGCUGUGCUGGUACAUGCUGCAUAUUUGGUGCUCAUUCAAAAGACAAGUGCAGAUAGUGACUAUGGACCCCUGACUGCCCAAUAUGCCAUUGCUGUUUCAGCUACUCCUUUUCUCAUUAUCUGCUCCUUUGCCAGCAUGGAUUCCAUCAACGUCUGGUCUUUCCCAGGCUGGAAAGACCCUGUCAUGACAUGCAUCUUUAUUGCUUGCAUCUUCUUUGGCUGUGCCAUGAACUUUACCACCCUUCACUGCACCUACAUUAACUCAGCUGUGACCACCAGCUUUGUUGGGGUGGUGAAGAGCAUAGCAACCAUCACAGUGGGGAUGGUGGCAUUCAAUGAUGUGGCGCCCACAAGGUUGUUUAUAGCAGGUGUAGUGGUCAAUACCUUGGGCUCUCUCAUUUACUGUGUGGUCAAGUACACUGAGACCAGACGGCAAAGCAACUAUGAAGACCUGGAGAAAGAAGCUAGAGAGGAAGAGGAGAAGGGACAUGCUGGAGGCCAACCACCAUUUGUAAUGAAAGAGAUGUCCAAGGAGAAAGGGACUGAAGAGACAGCUGUAAAGGAAUCAGCAACUGGGGACAGUCAAUGUGUAGAGGAACAGAAGGACAGCACUGACGAGAUUGUCCAAAAAGAAGCUAGCACUGAAGAAGUUAACAAGAGCUCAUUAAAAGAGGCCUACCUUGGGGUAUGGAGGUUGGUUAGAGGGACUAAUUAUAGAAAGAAAGAUUAUUUAAUAGAAAAUGAGGAGUUACCAACUCCCUGAAAAGCAGAAUUUUAAAAAUAUAUUACUGGUUGAGGACACAUCUGCUUGUUUCCUUGUGUAGGGAGGGAGACACAAGGUACAUUUUAAGCACCUUUAUACGGUUAUACUUUAU